GGUAGAAGGGCAGUAGCCAUCACCAAGUGGACACUGGGUGGCGGCAACAAUGGCCGAUCAGUAACCAAAACCUCCACUCCAGUAUAUAUCAUUCAUCAAUCGUGCAAGCACCACCCUCUUAUCCUCUUGUCCCACUAGCUUGCAACCCCCAAAUCCCUCGCCGUCUCCUCCUCGUCCUCCUACUCUCAGCGUUGCCCUAGCUCUCGCUUGCUUGCCGGCUCUGCCGGCCGCGCUAUGCCAUGAGCGGGGACCUCGAGGACGGGCACGGCGCCGCCGGCAGCGCUGGUGCGGCAGGGAGAGGGCCGGGGAACAAUAGCGAGGCGGGGGACUCGCACGACAGCGACCUGGUGAUGCCGGGGUUCCGGUUCCACCCGACGGAGGAGGAGCUGAUCGGGUUCUACCUCCGGCGCAAGGUCGAGGGCAAGCGCUUCAACGUCGACCUCAUCGCCGACCUCGACCUCUACCGCUUCGACCCAUGGGAGCUCCCCGCAAUGGCGGUGAUGGGCGGGAAGGAGUUGUUCUUCUACGUGCCGAGGGACCGCAAGUACCGGAACGGUGACCGGCCGAACAGGGUGACGGCGUCAGGGUACUGGAAGGCCACGGGCGCCGACCGUAUGAUCCGCGGCGAGAACAGCUGCCCCAUCGGGCUCAAGAAGACGCUCGUAUUUUACUCCGGCAAGGCCCCCAAGGGCGUCCGCAGCAGCUGGAUCAUGAACGAGUACCGCCUCCCCCCGCCCGCCGCCGACGCCGACCCCUUGAUCCACAAGUCCGAGAUCUCGCUCUGCCGCGUCUACAAGCGCUCCGGCAUCGACGACGGCCAGCCUUCAUCCAGCAGUCACACUUCCUCGGCGCGGCGGACCGCCUCCCCCACCGACGUGCCAUCGCCGACUUCGUCCACACCACUGUCAAGUACGCAGCUGCCCAGCUUCUACCUGCUCCAAGGCGAGCGCUCGUCGGCGUCACCGCCGGUCAUCAUGGACCAAGUGGUCACCGCGCACAAUGGGCCGCAGCUUCUGCCUCCCCCAAGGCCACGGGCUUACGCGCCUUUGGCGAGCUCAACAGCGGCCGUUGCCCUGCAACCGCCACAGGACCCGACCGUCCUCUCCUCCACGUACUCGCUGCUCAAUAUGGCGGCCGCGCCUAUGGGCAGCUCCAGGCCUGUCGACGAGCUGAGCACGCUGGUUGGUCACAGCCAGAGCGCCUACACUAACCACCAGGCCGCUGUCGGCAGCCACUUCCUCCCCUUGCCGCCACCGCAACCAAUGUCGUCCCAACAGAUGACGCCGCUUGGUGUGCUGCCAAUGGCGGCGCCGCUGGCCUCCGUCGUUGACAAGCUCAGCUGGGACUGGAAACCCGUCCCCGACACGACGGCUAGGGAUUACAGUGCUUCUGAUUUUAAGUACAUGUGAGCCCAAACUCAGUUAAUUCUGAAAACCUACCAUCAGUGUAGGCUAUUUAUAUACACCCUUAUAUCAAUCUGGCCACAAGCAUAAUGCAAAGUAGCAUAUUUGAUCAAAAGA
Phragmites australis (common reed) is the source of this 1520-nucleotide messenger RNA. RefSeq names its product NAC domain-containing protein 35-like. Gene Ontology annotation, biological process: regulation of DNA-templated transcription. The transcript has 3 exons. Gene Ontology annotation, molecular function: DNA binding. The record is from RefSeq and is a predicted model, not a curated record. Bases 240 to 1409 code for a protein of 389 amino acids. NCBI's taxonomy places the organism in Eukaryota, Viridiplantae, Streptophyta, Magnoliopsida, Poales, Poaceae.